This is a messenger RNA of Ceratotherium simum simum (southern white rhinoceros), 561 nucleotides long. The record is from RefSeq and is a predicted model, not a curated record. NCBI's taxonomy places the organism in Eukaryota, Metazoa, Chordata, Mammalia, Perissodactyla, Rhinocerotidae.
GGGCUGCCAAGAUGCUGCUGGACUCGGAGCAGCAUCCAGGCCAGCUCAAAGACAACGUCUGCUCCCCCGGGGGGGCCACCAUCCACGCCCUGCACUUCCUAGAGAGUGGAGGCUUCCGCUCCCUGCUCAUCAACGCGGUGGAGGCCUCCUGCGUCCGCACACGAGAGCUGCAGUCCAUGGCUGACCAGGAAAAGAUCUCCCCAGCCGCCCUCAAGAAGACCCUCCUGGACAGAGUGAAGCUGGAGUCCCCCACAGUGUCCACGCUGACCCCCUCCGGCUCAGGGACGCUCCUCACAAGAAACCCGGCCCCGGGAGGCAAGAAGGACUAAGGCAGCCUCUGCCCUCGUCUGUGACCAGAGCCCUUGACUGAGGAACCGUGCAGGGAGAGGGCAGGCUCUGAUUUUCAGUUUUCAGAUCCUUGUUGUAAAAUCUCCUUAAAUCUGUUCAGACCAGGCAGCACUAGAGUCCUUCCUGUCCCGUGCUGGAAGACGCUCUGAAGGGGUGGUCGAUGCUGGAAGCCAGGUGCAGCCUGUACGCCUCCCACUGUUGCAGGAGAGAGAG